AUGAAUUCAAACACUGAGAACAAUGAGAACAGCAAGACAAAGGCAGUUGCAGAAAAGAUGAAAGCCACAGAUGACCAGGCACACAUGCAAGUGCAGAAAAUAAAAGACUCCAAGCUGGGAAAGCUUCUUCCAACAGAGUAUGAUCGCGUCUCUACAAAGCAAGUUGCGCUGAUAAGCUUGAUUUUAAACGCAGUUGUGGGGGUUUUUACGUAUGCGCUUUGCAUUGCGCUAUUCAGUACGAAUCCAAUGGCCAGCUUUGCAAAGUCCGCAUGGGGAAUAGUUUUGGGGAUUCUGUAUCUUUUAAGCUUUGGGCAUGAUCUAUUUGUCUAUUUGACAGACAAGGGGACUAUGCUUCUCUCCUUCUUAGGCCUGCGGGCUCUAAGUCUGUUGGGAACAAUCGUGGUGACUUUAUUCCUUUCUGGUGUUUCAGCAACUCUUAUGUUUAAGAGUUUCAUUAUACUGAUCAACAUAUUAGCCUGUGUGGCGUACAUGUAUAUAUUUUCAAUAUAUAUUUCGCACAUAAAGACAGGAGGGAGUGUGUCGGGUGACCACCAGGAAGUAUAG
Messenger RNA from Nematocida ausubeli, 564 nucleotides. RefSeq lists its product as uncharacterized. The record is from RefSeq and is a predicted model, not a curated record. Bases 1 to 564 code for a protein of 187 amino acids. The transcript has a single exon. NCBI's taxonomy places the organism in Eukaryota, Fungi, Microsporidia.